This is a messenger RNA of Harmonia axyridis, 747 nucleotides long. RefSeq names its product secreted RxLR effector protein 161-like. Bases 1 to 747 code for a protein of 248 amino acids. The transcript has a single exon. NCBI's taxonomy places the organism in Eukaryota, Metazoa, Arthropoda, Insecta, Coleoptera, Coccinellidae. The record is from RefSeq and is a predicted model, not a curated record.
AUGACAGAAUGUAAAGGUGUGAAAACACCAUUAGAUAAAGGUUUAGAUUUCAAUAAGGUUGAUAAGAAUAUUCGUGAUCCCAAUAUUCCAUAUCAAAACUUGAUCGGAGGUCUUAUGUACUUGAGUGUGUUGACACGUCCAGAUAUUGCUUUUUCAGUAAGUUUUUUGAGUCAAUAUAAUAACAAAUAUACUGACGUACAUUGCCAAAGUGCUAAAAGAAUAUUGAGGUACUUGAAAGAAACAAAAAAGGUUAAAUUGAAAUAUUUCAAGAAUGAUAAUGAUUUGGAGGGAUUUGCUGAUGCGGAUUGGGCAAAUGAUAAAAGUGACAGACGGUCUUAUACCGGUUUCGUGUUCAGAUUAUCUGGAGGUGCCAUCUCAUGGCAAAGCAUGAAACAAAGGACAGUUGCUUUAUCCAGCACCGAGGCAGAGUACAUGGCCUUGAGUGAGGCAGUUAAAGAAGCGAUCUAUCUAAAAAAUCUUCUUUUUGAGCUUGUUCGUUUCAAAGAUAGAAUUGUUGUUUUCAACGACAAUCAAGGUGCCCAGAAGUUGUUAGCCAAUCCAUCUAAUCAUUGUAGAACUAAGCAUAUCGAUGUAAGACAUCAUUUCGUUAGAGAUUGCGUAGAUCAAAAACAGAUUAAUGUCCAGUAUAUAAGCACCGAUGAAAUGGUUGCUGAUAUCCUGACUAAAGGACUAAACAAUGUCAAAAAUUCUAAUUUUUGCAGCAAAUUAGGUUUAGUAUAUGUUUAA